This is a messenger RNA of Hemicordylus capensis (graceful crag lizard), 3732 nucleotides long. RefSeq names its product leucine zipper and EF-hand containing transmembrane protein 1 (gene LETM1). Bases 154 to 2412 code for a protein of 752 amino acids. Gene Ontology annotation, cellular component: mitochondrial inner membrane. The record is from RefSeq and is a predicted model, not a curated record. Lineage: Eukaryota; Metazoa; Chordata; Lepidosauria; Squamata; Cordylidae. Gene Ontology annotation, molecular function: ribosome binding; calcium ion binding. Gene Ontology annotation, biological process: intracellular monoatomic cation homeostasis. The transcript has 14 exons.
AGAUUACGCAUCCCUUCCCUGGGCCCUGUGCGCGAGCGUGGCCUGAAGGGGCGGGGGGAGUCGCGAAAGUGCGGUCGGGCCACACAAGGCCACGCCGGUCGCCUCCCUACAUCGCACCAGCAACCGGUCCCAGCGUGCGGGCCUCGGGGAGGAAUGGCAUUCGUGCUGCUGAAGCGUUGCGGGCGAAGGGCUUCCUGUCUCUCCAGACAGCUGCGUUUGGAGCCUGACCCUGGUCGCUUGGAAAUUCAUGCUUGUUCUAGCUGUUUGCCCCUGAGGCUUGUUCAUUUUAAAUAUUGCACUAGUGUCUCCCCUGUUUACAUUUACACCGCAAAAAGCAGUUAUAUUAGGACUGAAGGAUCUGAACAGAAGCUCUUUUCAACAUGGAGAUCACCUGACUUGUGUUCACUGCUUACUACAGGCUUCAUGGGACACCAUUAUUUUUCAAUACGACAGUGGCAUUCUUCACAACCCAGAUAUGACGACUCUAUGAUAGAAAAAUCAUUGAAAUCUCUCAAGGAUAGAAAUAAGAAGUUAGAAGAAGGAGGCCCUGUAUAUAGUCCAACAGUAGAAGAAAACUUAGUUAAAAAGUCUCUUGGGCAGAGGGUUGUUGAUGAACUGAAGCACUACUAUCAUGGCUUUAGAUUGUUAUGGAUUGAUACAAAAAUUGCUGCAAGGAUGCUCUGGCAAAUUCUUCAUGGCAAUGCUUUAUCCCGUCGAGAACGAAGACAGUUCCUUCGGAUAUGUGCUGAUCUUUUUCGGCUGGUUCCUUUCCUUGUCUUUCUUGUUGUUCCAUUCAUGGAGUUCCUGCUUCCAGUAGCCUUAAAACUAUUCCCCGGUAUGCUUCCUUCAACGUUUGAGACAAAGCCCAAGAAGGAAGAAAGAUUGAAGACAGAACUAAGAGUGAAGCUUGAAGUGGCUAAAUUUCUUCAAGAUACUAUUGAAGAAAUAGCCUUAAAAAAUAAAGCCGCUAAAGGGAAUGCUACGAAAGACUUUUCAACAUUUUUUCAAAAGAUCCGUGAGACUGGUGAAAGACCAAGUAAUGAGGAAAUUUUACGAUUCUCUAAACUGUUUGAAGAUGAAUUAACCCUUGAUAAUCUCACAAGACCCCAGUUGGUUGCUCUCUGUAAACUACUGGAACUUCAGUCAAUUGGAACAAAUAACUUUCUUCGCUUUCAGCUGAUAAUGAGGUUGAGAUCUGUAAAAGCAGAUGAUAAACUGAUAGCGGAGGAAGGUGUGGAUAGCCUGACAGUUAAAGAGCUACAAGCCGCAUGUCGAGCAAGAGGUAUGAGAGCGCUUGGUGUGACUGAAGAACGUCUGAAGGAGCAACUUAAGCAGUGGUUAGACUUGCACCUGAACCAGGAAAUUCCAACUUCACUACUUAUUUUAUCCAGAGCUAUGUACCUUCCAGAUACACUUUCACCAGCUGAUCAGCUUAAAACAACUCUGCAAAUACUACCUGAAAGUGUGGCCAAAGAAGCUCAAGUGAAAGCAGCAGAAGUGGAAGGCGAAAAAGUUGACAAUAAAACCAGGCUGGAAGCAACUCUUCAAGAAGAAGAAGCUAUCAGGAAAGAAAACCAAGAAAAGGAGUUGGAAAGGAUGUCAGAAGCUGCUGAAAAGGCCAAAGAGACUCUUCAAGUUGCAGCCAGGGAGGUGGAGUCUGCAGUAGACUUGGAUGCUUCAGCUGUACAUAUAAAGAAAAGCCAGAUAGCUGUGGAUACUGAACAAGAACUGGCAAAGGUGGAUUUAACCCUACAUUCAGAGACUUUGAAAGAUACAGCACCAGUAUUGGAAGGCAUUAAGGGUGAAGAAAUAACCAAAGAAGAGAUUGACCUGCUGAAUGAUGCUUGCACCAAGUUGAAGGAACAAAAGAAACUGCUAACAAAGGAAAAGGAGGAGCUUGAAGAGCUCAAGGAUGAUGUGCAGGAAUAUAAUGAGGAUUUGCAAGAGAUUAAGGAAUUGUCUAAGACUGGAGAAGAAGAAAUAGAAGAGUCUAAAGCAAGCAAAAGAUUGACUAAAAGAGUGAACCGAAUGAUUGGGCAGAUUGACAAAAUUAUCCAAGAGUUAGAGAUGGACCAAAAGGUGGUGGAUAUACAGAUGGACAGUGGUGCUAGCCCUCCCAUUGGGGAGAAUCUCAUCAGUAUCCAUGAACUUAUAAAUAUAAUGAGGAAGAUUCAGAAGAUUCCAGAAAGUAAACUGAGUAGACUUGCUGAAGCACUGGAUGACAAUAAAGAUGGCAAAAUUGACAUUGAUGAUGUUGCUAAGGUAGUAGAGCUGAUUGACAAAGAAGAUAUUGACAUUUCAACUAACCAAGUAGCAGAGAUUGUGUCACUGUUACAAAAGGAAGAAAAACUGGAAGAAAAAGAGAAGAGUAAAGAAAAGGCUGAGAAGGAAGCUAUGGAAGUGAAGAAUUAGUCUUCAUUUUGAUUUCAAGGCUAAACUAAGUGGAACAUUUUAUGUACCUUUUCCAUAGGCCAUUAUUUGUGAGAUGACAAACAUACUUGAUCUGUUGGCAAAUGCGGGGGGUGGGGUCACUUCUGGAGUGGCAGAAUGAAAUUUUUCUCUCAAAAGGGUAAUUUAUCAUUCCAUGAAGAUGAACAGUUUGGGUCUUAUAAGAAUUUAUUCCUUCUUGUGGAAUCAGGUGCACUCUCUAUGGUUAUUCAGUAAGUGUUUAUUGAAGUAAGCUAUAUCGCUUAUGGUUAUUCAGUAAGCUUACUGAAUAACUGCUAUGGUUAUUAAGUAAGCUAUAUAGACUCCAAAUCAUGGUACAACUUAGGAAUUUCCAUAUAUGGCAAGAAGUUAACUUUUUAACUCCUUGUGUGGCAUGAAGUUAAGAUUUGUAUAGAAUUACUACCAGUUUAGAGACAAUCCAAAAGAUCUCUUAAAAAAACCUUAAUUAUAAACAUUUUAAAUGGGAUUUUAAAGGGCCUACCUUGUUGGUUAUGUGUUGGCUCUGAAAGUGCUAACUACAUCAUGUCAAGAAAUUUCUUACCCCUCCCCCCCCCGCAAUAGUUUUGUGGUUGAUGAGGCCAGUUUCACAUUAUUAAAUAUGCAAAAAGCAGGUACAAAAUGGGAUAUAGUAUCAUACACACACAUCCUCUCAGAUCGGCAAAAUUAACUGCAUUUUGAUUCUCAUCAUGUAUCCAUUCUCAUUGUUCCCCUGCACCUUUCAUGUGAAAAUGUUUCCACUCUUCGCUUCCAUCACUUUUAAAAGCCAUCAUUCACCUGGCAAUCUCAGCAACUCUAGCCUCCUCCAUUCCCUUACCUAUUCAAUUUUAUAUCAACAUUAUCUGGAAAGGUAGUCAUCGUGAUAUGCUGCCAGAGGUGGUGGCGGUAUUCAAAAGGGACUUAAGCUUUAACCAGAUAAACAAGCCCAAGUCAUUGCAAAAUUUUGACGGUUAACAAAAUAUUAAACUUUAACUCAUUAUAUCUGAAACCUUCCCUGAAGAUUGGCUUAUUUGGGUUCCUCAAAGCAUGGGAAUUAAAAACCCUUUUUGACCAAGGGAAUUAUCAUAUUAAAGCAUUGAGGAAAUGAGUCUUUAAAUGUUCAAAAUAAAGAGGGCAUAUGUUUAAAUAUGUGACUAAAAAGAAAACAUCCAUUAUAUUUCAGUUUUUGUGUUAAUUUGAGAUUCUGGAAACUAAUGUUUCUCUGUACCUGAAUACUACUUGUAAAAUAAUGAAUGUUUCCAAUCACUUGAUUUUCAUUUCAGUAAAACAAGGAACCUCAUACAAAAA